CGUCCUUCUUCUCCACAAAAAAAGCCACCGCAACAGUUCUCAAAGCUGUCCAACGGACUCUGACAGCCUGUUCUCUUCUUUGUGGGUGUAUAUAACUCCGCCUACCCGUUUCCCUCUUACCAACCAACGCAGCCAUCAGCUCCGCUUCAAGACUCGAGCUUUUUGAGUCCUCUUUGCUUCUGUUUGUUUGGAAGACCAAGCGAUGGCCGAGGAGACCAAGACGGAGGCACCAGAGGCGGCUCCCGCCGAGGAGGUUGUCGUCGCGGAGGUGGCGGCCGCGGAGAAGGAGGUUGUUGAUGAGCCGCCGCCGCCGCCGCCUGCGCCUGAGCCUGAGCCUGCCCCCGAGGUGCAAAAGCCGACCAAGAAUCCGGCUUUGGAAGUCGCGUUGGCCGCUGAGGCGGCGGCCGAGGCGGAGGAGAAGAAGGCCGCGGCGCAGGAGGCGGAGGCGGCUGCUAAGGCCGCCACCAUCCUCCAAGCUGUCUCCUUUAAGGAGGAGAGCAACCUCGCUUCCGACCUCGAUGACCCCGAGAAGAAGGCCCUCGAGGAGCUCAAGCAGCUCGUCCAGGCCGCUCUCGCCAAUAAUGAAUUCUCCCCUCCUCCUCCUCCUCCUCCUCCGCCGCCGCAACCGGCCCCCGCUGUCGCUGCACCCACAUCUGCUGAGGAACCUCCUUUCAAGGCGGAGGAGGCCAAGGCCGUAGAGGAACCCGCUGCUACCCCGGUGGAAGAGCCCGAGAAGACCGUGGCGGAGGAGGCCAAGGCUGAGGCGGAACCCGCUGCUACCCCGGUGGAAGAGCCCCAUAAGGCCGUGGCGGAGGAGGCCAAAGCUGAAGCGGAACCCGCUGCUACCCUGGUGGAAGAGCCCCAGAAGGCUGUGGUUGAGGAGGCCAAGGCUGAAGAGGAACCCGCUGCUACCCCGAUAGAAGAACCCCAGAAGGCCAUGGCGGAGGAGUCGGCCCCACCGGCCAAGGAGGAAGAGGCCGAGAAGCCGGCGCCGGCGUCGGCGUCUCCUACGGCGGAGAAGGCCAUCGUGGUGGAUGAUGACGGCGCCAAGACCGUUGAAGCCAUAGAGGAAACCGUCGUCCCCGUCGCCGCUCCACCACCCGCAGAGACCGAGGCACCGGCGGCCGAAGCGCCGAAGGCGGAGAAGGAAGAGCAAAAGUCACCUGCUCCUCCCACCGAGCCGACUCCACCGGCGCCGGAGGAGGUCUUCAUCUGGGGCGUCCCGCUCCUCGGCGACGAGCGGAGCGACACCGUUCUCCUCAAGUUCCUCCGCGCCCGGGACUUCAAGGUGAAGGAAGCCAUGGCCAUGCUCAAGAACGCCGUGCUCUGGAGGAAGGAGUUCGGCAUCGAGGCACUCCUCGAAGAGGACCUCGGCGUCCUGGAGAUGGAGAAGGUGGUCUUCAUGCAUGGAGUCGACAAGGAGGGCCACCCCGUGUGCUACAACGUCUACGGGCAGUUCCAAAACAAGGAGCUUUACGCAGCAGCCUUCGCCGAUGAGGAGAAGAGGAAGCGGUUCUUGAGGUGGAGGAUUCAGUACCUGGAGAAGGGUAUAAGAAACUUGCUUGACUUCAAGCCGGAAGGGGUUUCAACAAUGGUGCAGGUCACUGAUCUCAAAAAUUCCAUUGGCCUGGCAAAGAAGGAGCUCCGCCAGGCUCUCGACCUGCUUCAAGAUAACUAUCCCGAGUUUGCAGCCAAGCAGGUGUUCAUCAAUGUCCCCUGGUGGUACCUGGCUUUCAACAGGAUGAUUAGCCCAUUCUUUACACAGAGGACCAAAAGCAAGUUCGUCUUUGCAGGGCCAUCUAAAUCAGCGGAGACUCUUUUCAAAUACAUAGCUCCCGAGCAAGUCCCUGUUCAAUUUGGAGGCCUGAGCAAGGAGAAUGACACAGAUUUCAGCACCGCUGAUGCUGUUAUAGAGACAACCAUUAAGCCCUCAACAAAGCAAGCGAUCGAGAUUCCAGUUGCUGAGUCAUGCAUUCUUGUUUGGGAGCUUCGUGUUCUGGGUUGGGACGUGAAUUAUGGUGCUGAGUUUGUGCCUAGUGCCGAAGACGGAUACACAGUGAUUGUGCAGAAGUCGAGGAAGAUGGUCGUGACCGAUGAGCCUGUGGUGAAGGACAGCUUCAAAAUUGGAGAGGCUGGCAAGGUGGUUCUCACAGUGGACAACACCACCUCCAAAAAGAAGAAACUCCUCUACAGAUACAAGACCAAGAGCUCUAGUGAUUCAAUUUGAGGUGCUUGCUGUUACCCAAUCGUGAUAACCGAAAGAAGACAUAGCGCUUUCUGUUGAUUACAUAGAGUUCUAGCACUUUACGUUCAUGGAUUUUGUGUUGAGUUAAUUGUUUUGCAUGAUCUAAGUGGAUGGAUGCUGUUCUUUGCGAGUCAGAAUUCGUUUUGUGGAAAUAGGUACAAUGAGGACCUCUCUUGCUGCUGUCCUGUAAAUUAAAUCUUGUAUACAUGCUGUCUGUCAUAUGAUUUUUGCUUGUGUUCAGAGUUCCAGCCAUGAGAGCUGCUAUCUGCUGUCUGAGUUCUUCAUUUCCUUCUUGGUUCUGUCAUUUGGAAGUAUAUUAUCUAUUUGCUGUCUUCUUCAA
Musa acuminata subsp. malaccensis (wild Malaysian banana) is the source of this 2585-nucleotide messenger RNA. Lineage: Eukaryota; Viridiplantae; Streptophyta; Magnoliopsida; Zingiberales; Musaceae. The record is from RefSeq and is a predicted model, not a curated record.